AUGUCCCAUAGCCAAUCCACUUCAACAAAAGCUUGUCCGUUACUAUCUGUGGUCACAUCAACCAACAUGGACCAACUUCCACCAGCUUCUGAAGCCCCAAACGCAGAAGCCUCAUCUCCAAGGCGCAAGCUGCCACUUGGUGCAAUAGUAUCGCCUCUCAGUCCGUUCUUUAACGAGAGAGCCAAAAAUUGCGCUCUCGAACAAGCUAAAUCGAAAGCAUUAGAAACGGCCCUUUCGGGCUUAGAUGUCGCCAGCGAAAGCAAGAACCGCUCUCGGUCCACGUCUCAAAGCUCAAAACUCAGCGAAGCAUCAAGCACAGGAUCAUUAUCGUCGUCGUCUUCGUCUCACGAUAGCCAACACUCUGCAGCAUCUCCAAUAAGUAUGUUAGAUAACGAAACGCUUCUCCCGAGUUUGCCUCGAAUCUCAUACGAGGAUUGGAGCAAAUUUGGGAUUAAUCUCUUUACGCCAAAACUAUUAAACCCACACUCUAAAAUGUAUUAUCACUACCCUUCCAUUGAGAAGAAAAAGAACAACCUCAAUCAUCUUACCGGCAAUCGUCCCAGAUCUAAAUCUUCUACCGUCCACGGCUAUUCACCUCCACAAUUUGAGGACCAUCGCAUUAACCGCCCCGGGAUUCAUCAGUUGUCCAACCCUGCACUUCAAAGUCGACCUCAUCCCCAAAGCCCACUAACCCGAUUCAUGUCCCUACGUCAUCCUCUGGAGAGGAACUACACUCGAUAG
Puccinia graminis f. sp. tritici CRL 75-36-700-3 is the source of this 741-nucleotide messenger RNA. RefSeq lists its product as uncharacterized. Bases 1 to 741 code for a protein of 246 amino acids. NCBI's taxonomy places the organism in Eukaryota, Fungi, Basidiomycota, Pucciniomycetes, Pucciniales, Pucciniaceae. The record is from RefSeq and is a predicted model, not a curated record. The transcript is spliced from 2 exons.